Molecule: messenger RNA, 591 nt
Organism: Mesorhabditis belari
Lineage: Eukaryota; Metazoa; Nematoda; Chromadorea; Rhabditida; Rhabditidae
Source: the annotation of a GenBank genome assembly
AUGUGGCGAUAUGAGAUCGGAUUGGUGAUAUUACUGGGAUUUGUAUAUUCUGAGGAAAUCUGCCCAGCAGGCCCAAAUGGACGAGAAUUGAGGUGUGCGAGAGCGUGUUGUGAGAGUUUAGAGGGACCUGGAUCGGAACAAGGUUUUUAUUGUUGCGACACACCGCUUCGCGAGGUUCACACACAAAAUCACGGCCGACCCGAGCGAUUCUUCGCUGGCACAACCGGCACCUCAUUCCAAAUCGAUUACACUCUAUUGUUGAUUGGAUUGAUUGUUUCAAUUGUUCUAUCAGUUCUCCUCUCAUUCUUUUGUUGUUUACUUUGCAAUGGUUGUUGGUUGCAUCGACGAAGGAAUCCUCAUAUGUAUGAGACAGUAAACGAUAGUGGAUUCUAUCCAAUAUGUUGCGGCUUCGGUAUUCCAAUGGGCACUGUUGUCUUCUCAACUCAUCCACCACAAUAUCGCGAAGAAAAUGAGAUGUACCAUGGAAGUAGCACAUCAAGUCUACCAUCCAGUAAACAAAGGGUUCGUUUCAACCCCGACGGAACUCCCCGAGGAGUGCUCAAGAAUGGAAACAGUCCACGAAAUGACUAC